Molecule: messenger RNA, 390 nt
Organism: Acanthamoeba castellanii str. Neff
Lineage: Eukaryota; Discosea; Longamoebia; Acanthamoebidae
Product: Smr domain containing protein
Exons: 5
Coding region: 1-390 (129 amino acids)
Source: RefSeq, a predicted model, not a curated record
AUGGAGGCCACGCGAGCCUAUAUCCGCGGCGAUGGCCAGGCGGCGAAGAACCUGUCACAGAAGGGCCGUGAGCACGACGAGAAGAUGAAGGAAUGCUACUUGGAAGCCACCGAAAGGAUCUUCUCGCCCAGUCCGUCGACGGCCCAGAACGCGUUACACACGGUCGAUCUCCAUAAGCUCACCGUUCCCGUGGCCCUCAACGUUCUCGAACGGCUGUUGCACUUGCACGAACAGAAGAGGCAGCGUAACCCCAACGCCGCGUCCUGGGUGUCGGUCAUCACGGGCCUCGGCAAGCACAGCCAGAUUAAGCCUGCGGUGGAGCGCCAUCUCAGGGCGAACAACUACCAGUUCCGCGAGCAAGGCGGCGUGGUGUUCAUUCGCAUCCGAUAG